This is a messenger RNA of Solea solea (common sole), 2933 nucleotides long. RefSeq names its product F-box protein 31 (gene fbxo31). The record is from RefSeq and is a predicted model, not a curated record. The transcript has 10 exons. Gene Ontology annotation, molecular function: protein binding. The coding region runs from base 110 to 1867 and encodes 585 amino acids. NCBI's taxonomy places the organism in Eukaryota, Metazoa, Chordata, Actinopteri, Pleuronectiformes, Soleidae.
CGGAGGAAAUGCUUCUGCUCAUGCUCACAAGAGCAAACAGCAUAUCAGUCACACUGCAGUUGAUGGAUGGGGAAGUCGUGAUGUGAUGCCACCUGCCUGGUGACUACGGAUGGCUGUUUGUGCCAGGCUCUGCGGAGUGGGUCAGUCGCGAAGGUGCCGGCGGCGACAGGGGCCGAACCAGCAGGGUCCGGGGAGCGAUUCCGACAUGGACGAGGAAGAAGAAGAGAGGAUCGUGGGCCAGAGACAGGGCGACGUCUCUGGCCGCGGCCUUGACAGCGGCAGCGCCGUCACUGCAGGGCCGAGUGACGCUUGUGAAUAUGGCAGCAGUCGUGUCAACAGAGGCGGUUUUCUGAGUCGCGCCAGGACUGGACCUCAACACCCGCAAACGUUAGCGGAACUACCGCCGGAGCUUUUAGUGGAAAUCUUGUCCCUGCUACCCGGAACAACUCUACCUAAUGUAGCCCUCGUCUGCAAGACAUUCAGGCAAAUCCUCAAUACCGAAACCGUCUGGAGAAGGCGGUGCAUUGAAGAGUUUGGCAUGAAGGAAGACCUGAGGAAGAUGGAAGUGGGACAAGUAUCUAGCAGGGACAUCUAUGUUAAACGUGUUGACCCACGAGUCAAGUCUGGGCGCUUUAUGAAACUCCUCCCUGACCACGAGCACAUGGACUAUAGAGAUGUGUACACGCACUUGCUUCACCCAUACAGACAUAUCUUGGGUUUAUGGCAGCCCGACAUAGGCCCUUAUGGUGGAUUGCUCAAUGUCAUGGUGGACGGGCUGUUUAUCAUUGGUUGGAUGUAUUUACCGCCUCAUGACCCCUGUGUGGAUGAUCCCAUGAGAAGACGGCCACUCUUCCGUGUCCACUUGUGGGAGAGCAAAAAGGCCACAGUGGAGUGCAUGUAUGGACACAAAGGUCCCCACAAAGGAGACGUACAGACCGUCAAGAAGGACGAGUUUUCAACUAAAUGUAAUCAGACGGAUCAUCACCGCAUGCCAGGAGGCAGACAGGAGGAGUUCAGGACGUGGUUGGAGGAAGAAUGGGGCCGGACACUGGAAGAAAUCUUUCAUGAGCACAUGCAAGAGCUCAUACUGAUGAAGUUCAUUUAUACAAGUCAAUAUGAUAACUGCUUGACAUACCGAAGGAUCUACCUUCCUCCCACAAUGCCCUCUGACCUGCUGCAGCCAGGCCUCUUCAAAGGAACCUAUGGCAGUCACGGCUUGGAGAUUGUCAUGCUCAGUUUCCAUGGAAAUUCUGCAAGAGCCACCAAACUCACCGGCGACCCCAACGUUCCUGCUGGGCAGCUCACUUUGGACGUCGACCUGACCCGGCCCAUUAUUCUCCCAGACUUGGAACAACAGCGCAAAAUAGAGGAACUGUCUCGCCUUGUACUGGGGAUACACGAGGAAGUGCAGCGAGAAGCAGAACAACGGGGCCAGGGCACCUCUUCCACAGUCAGCGGUGCAGCAGUGGGGGCGUGUGGUGGUGCCAACUCAGCGGAAAAGAUGGACGCAGAUCACGGUGCCUCGUCUGACAACUGUCAGUCCGGCCCCAGCAGCAGCAGCAGUCCUCCUGACACCCAGCCCUUUGUCUUGCCCCUGGGAGUCAUAGCUCGCAACGAGGUAUACCCUCGCACCUGCAGGAAGUGCUUCUAUGGGACUGGCCUGAUUGCGGGGCACGGCUUUACAAGUCCAGAGCGCACCCCGGGCCUCUUUGUGCAGUUUGAUGAGGACCGUUUUGGUUUCAUCUGGCUGGAGUUGAAGUCUUUCAGUCUGUAUAGUCGCCUGACGGACCAUCUACCCCACGCUCGAGCCCCAAACAUGGAGCGGUUUGAGGCCAUGCUGCACAACAUGCAGUCCUGGACAUCCUGAUGCACAGCUUUAAGUCUCCUCCCACCAAUACAAUACGCAACAACAACCAUCUCACACCAAUCACCUCUGUCGACGAUAUCACUAUCGUGUUAGCUCAUGCCCUUAACUCUCCAGGUUCUGUCUGUGAUUCACAUAAAUUGUGUUUGACUGUCUAAUGAAGCUAGUUAAUCACCCUGCGCUCCUGUUCCCGUACAAGAACCAGAGAAGGUCUCUCCCGCCAACAUUUAUCCCCUCACAUCCCUGUGAAUCCCUUAAUCCUCCAGUGCAGCAUGAAAACAGGUCACAAGUUCAAUUUUAAUUUAUUUAUUUAUUCCCUGCAGGAGGAAAACAAUAUUUCUAACCAUUAUUAUGGAUCAUACUGUAUGUGCCUCUGACCCUAAAACCAUGUCUGUAUUUAGUAGUGCUUGAAGAUAAAGGUGUCAAAUAUAUUCAAAUAUAUAAAGUAUUAAUGAUCAUUUCAUUGCCCAACUUGUUGAACUGCAUGCUGCAUUUAAUUUAGAUAUUAUACUACACUCAUAAACAUUAUCUGGACAUGAUGUUUUUAUUUGAAGCAGCAUGCUUUGAAUUUUUUGUUUGUUUGUUUGUGUUUUCCUUUUUGAGACAUCAGGAUUUAGAACAAGCAGCAUCUCAGGUGUUCUUUAUGUCCAUGAGAAAACAUAUGAAGCAACAUUCAUUCCAUCGAUUUGUCCGAUUCUGUUUCACAACCGGGUCAUUUUUGCCAACCAUCGGCAAUAAAGAACAUGCUGCCUCAUGCUUAUCUUAACAUGCUGUAGUUGGGCAGAUUGCCGUAUUACUUUUGUCCUUUAACCUGAAGAGAUAUCUCUGAAGGACCAUGAGCCAGAGCUACAUCCAACACAUUUUCAGUCACACCAAUAUUACGUAAAUUGGAAUGAGGGAUUGCAAUAUCACAUACACACACAAAAUGUACAUACGCUGGAUUUAAUCAAAAUCAUAGUCUGUAUAAUUAUCUUGUAUAAACACAGUCUAACAUAGAAACAUGUACCAUUUCAAAUGUAUUUAAUUUGUGGUUUAUUAAAAUGGCUGGCACUUUCUUUGCCUGACUUCA